Messenger RNA from Aspergillus japonicus CBS 114.51, 1486 nucleotides. Its product is annotated as homoserine kinase. The coding region runs from base 182 to 1252 and encodes 356 amino acids. Gene Ontology annotation, biological process: L-threonine metabolic process. NCBI's taxonomy places the organism in Eukaryota, Fungi, Ascomycota, Eurotiomycetes, Eurotiales, Aspergillaceae. The transcript is spliced from 3 exons. Gene Ontology annotation, molecular function: ATP binding; homoserine kinase activity. The record is from RefSeq and is a predicted model, not a curated record.
CAAGACAUGAAGAGUCACCGAGACGAGCAACUUGGAAUCGAGUCGACUUCUAUCAAAAGUACAGUACUCCGUACUUUGGAUCCCAUUAUCAUUCUUCCAGGCCGUCCCCUUGACCUCUAUCGUUUUUUGAAAUCCGUUCUCUUGCUCAAGGCCUCUGGUCUUGCCUAACUUUUUGAACACAAUGGCUUCUCCCACCUCGUUUUCGUUAAAGAUUCCCUGCUCCUCCGCCAAUAUCGGACCUGGUUUUGAUGUGAUCGGCCUGGCAUUGUCCCUUCAUCUCGAAAUUCAAGUCACCAUUGAUACCUCUAAGAGCUCUUCUCAACAACCACUCAAUUGUGUGAUCACUUAUGAGGACCGGAGCAACAGCGUCGAGAAGAUCGACCUGGACCCGGAAGUGAAUCUGAUCACCCGUGUAGCUCUAUAUGUACUUAGAUGCCAUGACCAGAGGGCAUUCCCCGCUGAGACCCAUGUGCACAUUGUAAACCCAAUUCCACUGGGCCGGGGUCUCGGCUCAUCAGGCACUGCAGUCGUGGCCGGUGUAAUGCUGGGAAAUGAAGUAGGCCGUCUGGGUCUGAGCAAGGAGCGGAUGCUAGAUUAUUGCUUAAUGAUAGAGCGACACCCUGACAACGUUGCUGCCUCGCUCUUUGGGGGUUUCGUCGGAACCUACCUCAACGAGCUCAAGCCUGAGGACGUAGCGCGCAAGGAAAUCCCCCUUAGUGAAGUCCUUCCCGCCCCCGCCGGUGGCGUUGAUACCGGAAAGAGGCCCCCUGAGCCUCCUAUUGGAAUCGGCCACUAUAGGAAGUUUCAGUGGGCCAAGGAAAUCAAGGCCAUCGCUAUCAUCCCCGACUUUGUGGUGCCAACCGCCAACGCCAGAAGCGUCUUGCCGACUUCCUACUCGCGAGCGGAUGUGGUUUACAACCUCCAACGCGCUGCUUUGCUCCCUGCCGCCCUGGGCAGUUCCCCCCCGGACCCGGACAUGAUCUAUCUGGCUAUGCAAGACAAGGUUCAUCAGCCUUAUCGCCAGACUCUUAUUCCGGGUCUGACGGAGAUUCUCCAGUCGAUGAAUCCACGUACUCAGCCUGGUCUCUUGGGAAUAUGCCUUUCUGGCGCGGGUCCAACUAUUUUGGCUCUAGCAACCGACAAUUUCGAGGAGAUCGCAGAUCGUAUCAUUGCUCGCUUUGCUUCCAAUAAUAUCACUUGUCAGUGGAAGCUGCUCGAGCCUGCCCAAGCCGGUGCCACUAUCCAGUACUAAAGCACGUGCCAAUUUGCCACAAUUCCGUCCCGCUUUCUACGAGAAUUCACAUAGGACUACAGAUCUGAAGCAUGAUUCUAUGGUCUUGAUAGCGUGCCAGUCUGUGAAUUACUAAUAGAUUACCGGAGCAAAGCAUGCACACAGGAAAUGGGUGCUAGGAUCAUAAAGCGGACUUGCUACUUAACGACCUAUAAGUUAUAAUGGGAAAUUGCCCUUUAUCUUAGGGGCCUCUAG